Messenger RNA from Brassica napus (rape), 2169 nucleotides. RefSeq names its product meiosis-specific protein ASY2-like. The transcript is spliced from 2 exons. The coding region runs from base 1 to 2043 and encodes 680 amino acids. Lineage: Eukaryota; Viridiplantae; Streptophyta; Magnoliopsida; Brassicales; Brassicaceae. The record is from RefSeq and is a predicted model, not a curated record.
AUGUUUCCUAUCAAGCGAACAAAGUCUUAUUGGGAUUUUUCUUUGUUUUUCGCAGAGCGUUGGGUUUCGGACUUGCUUCCUCUCAUCAACCGAUCGACCCUGAAACGGUUGUCUCUUUUUACCCGAGCCGAGCAAAAGGAAAUCAAUCAAGCCCGAACAAUGAAGCAAUUGCCCGAUCUGAGCCUUAUUACGGCGGGGAAGAUAGGUGCCAAAAAGGGUACUGACGGCUCUGCGGGAGUCGAGAUUACGGACGUCGUCCCCGUUAUCGCCGAGCAGGCGCCCGCUGGCGGUUCUUCUCAGGGAAAGGCCUCGAAGAAGAAGAGAGGCAAGGAGACUCGGAAAGAGUCUGACGAGAUAGGUCAAACCGAUCCGGAUAAUCCCUCGAAGAAGAGUAGUAAGAAGAGGAAAGCCGCGGAACCACCUGUGGAAGACGUUCCCAGAAAAAAGAAAACGAAGAAGCAAGACUUCUCCGCGCCCCGACCAUCCUCGGUUUGCGAAGAGGAACUCCGAGCCUUGGUCCCUGACGCUACUCCCGAGGUUGGGACCUCGGAUGAUGACGAGAAUGAGACCAUCGCUUUGCGUCGGAGAAGACGAGAAGGCUCUCAGCAGAAUCGCGGAGCCUUAGUGGGUGAUCAAGGCCUCUCUGAGACUCCGAGGGAAUUGCCAGCCUCUGAAAGACCGCGAGUCCCUCUGAGGGGCGAUUCUUCGGCUCAUAUCACGGAAGGUUCCGAAACCCGUGUGUCCGGCCGUCCCAAGGAGACCCCGGAGGAUGGGUUUAAGUUCGAGUUCAGCCGAGAACUCCCGCUGGCCUGUUACCCGGAGGAUUGCGCUCGCUUGCUGCGACUAGUCAAAGGCGGUCCUGACUUGCUUCCUUCAGUGGGGGACCUCAUCUUUAAAGAUGAGUAUGAACAUGCUUCUUGCUCGUCGGUAAAGAGUCACGGCGACUGGAAUGUUUUGAUCGGGAAGUAUGACUCGGCCCUUAGGCGGGCCAGAGAGCAGAUCCGCGAGAGCGAAGAAGCCAAGAAGAAAGUGGAGGAGGCUCUUCGGGUGUCUUCGCAAGAAAAGACUGAGGCCGUUGCUCGGGAGAGGUCUCUCAGGAAAGCGUUUGUCGAGACGCGAACAUCUGACGCAGCUGAAUUGCAGAUGUGUAAGGAAGCGAUGAACAACCUCGAGGUUGUGGUAGAUAAGCAGCGGAAGGAAAAGGUCGACCUAGAAAGGAGGAUAGCCGCGGAAUCGCUUAGGCAUUCCGAGGAGAUGACCAGGCUUCGGAAAUCUCGUAGGUACGAGGUUACGCACGAGAGGAUUCGCGUGUUGAUCGCCAUGAUUGCUAAGGCUGAGAAACGCUUCCAUAGGAUUUCUCUUCGUGAGGAUCAACGGGACAAGUAUGACGAUGCUAGGUGCCUCUACAGCCAAGCCUUCGGAACGAGGAAAUGUCUCGAGCAGAUUAAGGCCUCAGGCGUCGAGAUCCCGCAGGAAACCAUCGAUUUCUUCGCUGAGCAAGAGAGGCACUAUGAAGAGGAAGCAGAACGCUUGGAAGUAAAGGAAAUUCCGGCAGAAGACCUUCGCCUCUCCCCGUUAGUGUUGGAAUCCCGGUUUCUGAUCGAAGAGAUUUGGCGUCAGCUCGACCCGUUUGGAUCGAACAUUGGUUUAAUCGAUUCAGAGGCUGCCAUCGCUCUUCGUACUCCCCUCGCCGACCGAAAUCCCCAAUCGGCAGACCCGACGGAGAAACCUGCUCAAACGGCCGUAUCGUCCAAUCAGAAUAUCGACCAAGGCGUCGAUCCAACGGGGCGAACAUCAGAGGGACCGGUUGUCCAGAAAGACGGGGCUGUGCCUACCAUCGUGCUGACUGAUUCCUCUGCAAAGGCGUCGAAGAACGCCAGCUCGUCGGCUUCCUCGUCAGAAGACCCGGGGAAGGGAGGCGACCUUCCAACCGAGACGCCAGCCGCGAAUGUUACCGAGGCAAUCCCAACGAAGUUUGGCCGCGUAUCGGGUCCCGGAGAGGGUGACGGCAGUGGCGACAAGGAUCUUCCUGUGGUCGAUUGAUAAUCCAUGUUGUUUGUUGUAACUUCUUUUACUCUUUUUUUUUGUUGCCUUGAUUCCUCGGAAUCUAUGAAUUCGGCAUUCUGUAGAAACUUUGAAAUUCCUAUUAAGUGUUUAUUUGGCUUCGAA